This is a messenger RNA of Micropterus salmoides (largemouth bass), 3809 nucleotides long. RefSeq names its product serine/arginine repetitive matrix protein 2-like. The record is from RefSeq and is a predicted model, not a curated record. The annotation marks the transcript as partial. The transcript is spliced from 11 exons. Lineage: Eukaryota; Metazoa; Chordata; Actinopteri; Centrarchiformes; Centrarchidae.
GCCAGCGACUAUGUGGACGGAUCAUCCUUCCACGCCGACCGCAAGGAAAGAGAGAAGGAGAAGAGAGAACAAGAACGCCUGGAGAAGGAGAAGCUGCAGCAGCAGAAAUAUACGUUGGUGGAAGAUUCAGAUAAUUCAGAAUCUCCUCCCAAGAAGCGCAGCCGGAAGAAGAAAAAGAAAAACAAGAACAGAGACAGCUCAGAGAGUUGCUCCCCGUCUCCCCGACGAGAGAAGAAGAAAUCCAAAAAGAAGAAAAAGAAACGUGAGUCAUCAGAAGACGAGGAAGAAGACGACAGUUCCUCAGAUGAGAAGCAGAAGGUCUCAGAGAAUAAAGAAAGAAGAGUGAAAAAGAGGCCCAAUCUUGAGAGAGAAAAAGAGCGACUGAGUGAGGUGGAGAAGACCUCCGCCAAGAGGAGACAUGACUCUUCAUCCCCUUCUCCACCACCACAGACAGGAAAAAUCAUGGAGAGGGAGAAAGGGACGAGGUCCAGAAGCAAACAGAAGGAGAGUGUGGAAGGGAGGCGCUCAAGAAGCAGAGAGGUGGAGAAAAGGAGGCGUUCAAGGAGCAUAGAAAACGAGAGGGAGAAAGGGAGGCGUUCACGAAGCAAAGAAAAGGAGAGAGAGAGGGUAAAGCGAUCCAGAAGCAGAGAGAUGGAUAAAGGAAGGCGAUCGAGGAGCAGAGAAAUGGGAAAAGGGAGGCGUUCAAGGAGCAGAGAAAACGAGAGGCAGAGAGGGAGGCGCUCCAGAAGCAGAGAGAUGGAGAAAGGGAGGCGUUCAAGGAGCAGAGACGUGGAGAGAGGGAGGCGUUCAAGGAGCAGAGACGUGGAGAGAGGGAGGCGCUCCAGAAGCAGAGAGAUGGAGAAAGGGAGGCGGUCAAGGAGCAGAGAAAAUGAGAGGCAGAGAGGGAGGCGUUCGAGGAGCAGAGAGAUGGAGAAAGGGAGGCGUUCCAGGAGCAGAGAAGUGGUUAAAGGGAGGCGUUCGAGGAGCAGAGAAGUGGUUAAAGGGAGGCGUUCGAGGAGCAGAGACGUGGUUAAAGGGAGGCGUUCGAGGAGCAGAGACGUGGUUAAAGGGAGGCGUUCGAGGAGCAGAGACGUGGAGAAAGGGAGGCGUUCCAGGAGCAGAGACGUGGAGAAAGGGAGGCGUUCCAGGAGCAGAGACGUGGAGAAAGGGAGGCGUUCCAGGAGCAGAGACGUGGAGAAAGGGAGGCGUUCAAGGAGCAUAGAAAAGAGGGAGAGAGGAAAGGAGAGUGAGAGGAGUGGAGAGAGGGAGCGCAGGACCGAGAGAGAUCUGCUGUCGAGGCCACCAAAUGAAAGGGACAACAGGAAAGACACCGGAAGGAGACAGGAGAGAGAGACAUCUCCUUCCCAACAGAAAAAUGACAGAAGAAGAGAUCCCCCGUCACCGGCCUCCCGAUCACCCGUCACCAACGGGCGCCAAAGGGAGGAGGAGAGGAGGAGAGACCAGGACAGGGAGAGCACCAAAGAGAGGGAGAGGCAUCUGAACAAGCAGAGCGAACAAGACAGAGAGCGAGGUCAGGAAGGCGGCAGAAAGAGAGACGAGGGUGCGGAGAAAGGCAGAAGAGCGGAGAUAAACAAGAGCCAGGAGAAGACGAGAAGCCCUCCGAGGAAGGAGAAACCGGCCGAGAAGAGAAGAGAGAGCAGCAGCAGCAGUGGUAGCAGCAGCAGCAGUAGCAGCAGCAGCAGCGGUAGUGACAGUGACAGCUCCUCGUCCUCCUCGUCAUCUUCAUCUUCCUCUUCGUCCUCAUCCUCUGAAGAUGAGGGCAAGCCGAAGGAGGCGGGGUCAGCAGGGAAAGAAAAAGGUGCACCGUCCGUUAUUGGGGCUGCCGUUCAGAGGUAUAUAGCCAACGGUAAAAAGGAAAGCCCGGCCUCUGCUCCAGAGAGCGACGGACCUCGACGAGUCCAGAAGGAGAGAGAAGCCGGAGGAGACAAACAUGAGAGGGAGAGACCGCCUCACAGAGCUCCCGCAGAGAGUUACCCGUCCCGGACAAAAGGUCAGGAGCGAUACAGCCCCACACAGAUGGACAGCCCCAGUCCGCCUCCUUCCCCGUCCAACAGAGCGGACGGCAGCAGAAGCAGCAACAGGAACGCCUCCCCCCCUCCGGUCAAAGCAGAGAGAACCAGGGUGGAGGUGAAAGUCGGGGAAAGGGACAGAGGGAGGGAGAGGGAGGCACCCAGGAGGCCGGUGAGGUCUAGCCCUCCAGCCAGGAGGUCGCGCUCUCCGCCCCAGAAAACCUCCAUCUCCUCCCCGGCCCGUAGAACUCCACCGAGGCAGUAUCAGGAACCGCUGCCGCGAUCCAGGAGAGCUUCUCCUCCUCCGGCCUGGUCAGACCGGGAGAGAGAGAGGCAGCGGGACAGAGAGAAGGAGAGGAACAGGGAGAGGGAGAAGGACAGAGAACGCGAGCGGAUCGCCAGGAGAAGCAGGUCCAGAAGCCCGAGGAGGCGAAGCCCCCCCGGCAGGUCCCGCCGCUCUCCUCCACAGCGAAGGAGGAGCAGCCGCUCCCUCUCCAGAGAAAGAGCGAGAGAAAGGGAACAAGAGAGGAUUCGGCAGAGGGAGGUAGAACAAGAGAGACAAAGGGAGAAAGAGCGCCUGCACCAAAAAGAUGUUCCCCAACCCCGCAGGUCCUCGUCAUCCUCAUCCUCCUCCAGCUCCUCCUCUUCCUCCUCGUCCUCACCUUCACCUCCCCCAGAGAGGAAAGACACAAAAGCACUUCCAGAGAGAGACAGAAGAACCGAGCGAGAGGACGAGAAGAGAGAAGACCGAGAGCAGAAAAGUCGUUCCUCUUCUUCUCAGGGCCCUUCCAGACCCGCAUCUCACGUUCCAACCUCAGGUAGAGGAGGCUCCCAGGCGGACCCCAGGCGCCAUGACGUGGCCCCCAGAAGGUCUCCGGCUGGUGGCCAACCAGAAACCAAACAUGUGUCACCAGCGGCACCCCCUCAACCGUCACACCAAACGGUGAACGGGAAGGAGGCAAAUGCAAACAAGAAAGCCAACAGGAGUAGCAGCUCCAGCUCCUCUUCCUCAUCGUCGUCGUCCUCUUCGUCCUCCUCUUCGUCCUCCUCUUCAGACAGUUCUGACUCUGAAGUUGAGCAAGGAAAAGGGAAGACGGACAAAGCUCAGAGCUCUCCUUCCUCGUCUUCAUCAUCUGAGAAUGAAAAGGAAAUUAAGAAAAAGAGCCCUGCCAAGUCCGGGAGGGUGCCUGCUGAUUCGCUGAGAGAUUCUCGCUCACUCAGCUAUUCUCCUCCAAGGUACAUGAGAGCACCGUCGCCCUCGGCCCCUCGCAGGAGCGGCAGCAGGCAGUCACCGGUCCGCUCGUCAUGCGGCAGACGCAGGAAAUGAGCUGAAAACCGGAGACUCUUCACUUCUUUUUUUUGUGUCGUUUCUCUGGUCGCCUCUGGCUGGUUUGAAAUGGACUACAACACGGGCUCCACCGCCAGCGGUCAGUAGAUAUCCUGUGAACGUCAGGGGACUCCAUUUUGGUUCAGAGCGACCACACAGUUAUCAACAAAAGUGUUUGUUUUUUAAGCAACUACGACGACCAGAGGCUGGCUUGUACAUUUCUUUUUAUGAGCUGAAUAAGAAGCAUACACAGUUAAGUAAAACGUAACUCUAACAAUGUUCCUCUGUACUUGUAAUGUUUGUUGCGUUCUACCUGUAGAUACGAGCUGUCUGUAUUUUGGUUAUCAUGUAAUAGAUAAUCCGAUUUCCAUUUAAUGUGAGCAGAAACUGAAACGUGGGUAAUUUCUUUGGUGAAAAUGGUUAAUGAUAAUAAAAGGCAAUUGUACAUUUUA